CAAGGAAGCUACUAUAUCUAUUCAACGAAUGAUUCUAGGGUUUCUUUAGCGGGCCGGAAAAGAGUAGCGAGUUUUGGGACUGUUACAGAGCCGCAGCCAUGGUGGAAAAAUCAGGCAAAGGAAGGAAAGAAGAGGUUGUUACCAGAGAGUACACCAUUAACCUUCAUAAACGCUUGCACGGAUGCACAUUCAAGAAGAAGGCUCCCAAGGCCAUAAAGGAAAUUAGGAAGUUUGCUCAAGAAGCCAUGGGCACAACUGAUGUUAGAGUGGAUGUCAAGCUAAACAAGCAUGUGUGGAGCCGUGGAAUCAGAAGCGUGCCGAAGAGAGUUCGCGUUCGAAUCGCACGGAAGAGGAAUGACGAAGAGGAUGCAAAGGAAGAGUUUUUCUCACUAGUCACUGUUGCAGAGGUUCCUCCUGAGGGAUUCAAGGGUUUGGACACCAAGGUCAUUGACGAAGAGGAUUGAAGUAGAGCCUUUUACUCUAGUUAUUAGUUCAGAAACUUCAGUUUUGCCUUUCUCAUUACUUGUGAUUUUGGUUUUGUUUUGGAUUCUCUUUGACAAAUCCUUAACAUUUAUUCUCUAUCUGUUUUAAAUGUCUCAUGGUACCUUUAUAGAAAUCCUUAUUUUUACUUUA
This is a messenger RNA of Jatropha curcas, 633 nucleotides long. RefSeq names its product large ribosomal subunit protein eL31. Gene Ontology annotation, cellular component: ribosome; cytosolic large ribosomal subunit. Gene Ontology annotation, molecular function: structural constituent of ribosome. Lineage: Eukaryota; Viridiplantae; Streptophyta; Magnoliopsida; Malpighiales; Euphorbiaceae. Gene Ontology annotation, biological process: cytoplasmic translation. The record is from RefSeq and is a predicted model, not a curated record.